UGUGUGUAGUAGUUGGCCCGUAGUCACUGCUGUUUUGUAAUCAUACGUGGAGCAGAAUCUCUGGUUGAUACACAAAAAGAAGCUUGCUGUAGUUGGUGUGUUGGAAUAAAUAGUCAAGGUUUCUCCACAAGUCCAGUGCUUGUAUGGGUAGACCAGACGGAAGACUGGACAUGACAAAAACCUGUUGAAAAUAACCAAGAUCAACUGGAACAAACGACAGCUCCACGUAAAAAAUAACAUUGUCUUUGUUUAACAAAGCUUCAUUCAAAUGUGGCCUUCGUUAAACCCAAUAGAAAGCAAGGAACAAAGUCCUGACCAACAACCAUUGGCUUUUAUCUCAAAUCAAUCAACAAUUUUUGAACCUCCCUCUGAACACAGCCUCUGAGCACCCUAUACGUCUCUGAUUCACGGCCAUGCCUCGCACUCAUGUGAUUUGCAAAGAGAAAAUACAUGCAAUACAUUAGUUGGAUUGGUUGAUAUUCCAGGCUUAUCUGUGCUGUACUUAGUAAUAGCCUAGGGGAAAGGUUACUCCCUCCUUGCCACAGGAAUUAUCAGCCUUUGCAGGCGUCAUCAGAUGCCACAGAUGCAAAUCUCUUUUCCCUCCACUGUGAGAGAGUCUCAACAUAGCUACCUGUCAUGGCAGGCAAAGUGAUACCAACCCUACCCAAUGCUGGAGGGGGGGUGAUUCUCAUGGACAGUGAACUCAUGGACUCACUCUCAUUUCUAGAUGUCUUGAGUGCAAGUGAGUUUGAAGGAGAACAAAUCGACCCAGCAGUUGCUUUGGAGACUGAGACAGAUUUUUACAAGGGAACCCCACCUAAAUGGAUGAACUUUUACCUGGCCGAUGAGAAGGCAAACUCUGACAGCAGUGCCACACCUACAGGAGAAAAAAAGGACAUUGAAUGUAUCAGAAGAGAUGGUUAUGAAAAGCUGAGGGAACUCAUCAAGUUACAGAGACAGGGCAGUUGGAGUGUAAACAGUAUUAAGCUGUUGCACCAGCCAGGCAGCGGAGGAACCACCCUGGCCAUGCAAAUACUCUGGGACCUGAGGAAAGAGCUCAGGUGUGCUGUUCUAGUCGAUCCGUCUUCUGACAAGAAAGAUUUGGGCAAACAAGUCCAGAAAGACCCCCUGUCAGACACCAGGAUUAUUGCUAAACAGGUGGUCGAACUUUUUGCUACCGGUGAUCCAGAAAACCAGAAUACAGUUCUUCUUUUGCAGGACAAUGAACACCUGAGGGACCACUUACAGGACUUCCUCAUCAGAGAAAUAACAGAGCAAAAAAUCAGUGCUCAAUUCCCAGUGGUCAUCGUUCUACAAUGCAUACGCUCGACCUGUAUCAUAGACGAUGAGGAGGAUGAGAGUAGAACUGAGGCAGAUUUACUCCUGAAAUCACGUCUUUCUGACAAAGAGAAAACACGCUUUGUUAGCAAAGACAAACUAGUACAGAGGCAUCACAGAGACGAGAUGGGGAAGUUUCACGGCUUUAACAUAAUGCUAAAUAAUUUCAAUGAAGAAUACACAAGAAAAACAUUUUGUUCAGAAGAGGGAAAAGAAAUCAUCAAAUAUCUUCAGCAAAACAAAGUCUCCCGCAACACCAAACUCUUUGCCUUUUUAGCUCUGGUGAACUCCUAUGUUCCUGGCUCCUACCUCUUACAGUCACAAUGUGAGGCAUUCCUCAGCCAUCGAGACCCCUUUGGUGUGAACUUGUCAUUUGAGAAACGCAUGCAACCUUUCAGUGAUCUCAUAGUCACAUUCUCAAGACAUGGAGGAGAAGACAAGAGAGUCCGCAUAGCACACCCAGUACUUGCACAUCAAUGUGUUCAGUGGCUGGCAGAUGCUGGUAUCGCUAGGAGCUCAGCAACACUGGACUUUCUGCAGUACUUAACCAGACAACAAAUUCAGCCAUCCUUGUUACUGUUCUUCAAAGACAUGUUAACAAAGAGAGAAACAACCUCAAAUGGCCAAGAGAUCUUUUCCAGGUUAAUUCUAGAUAUUGAGAAACAUGAAGGCAUUCCCGAAUGUGCGAAUGUGUUGAAAACCGCAUCAGAAACAUUUAAACAUGAUCCGUUCUACCCUCAAUCUCUUGCACGUUUUUACUACAUCAAAAUGUCUGAUUUUACAAGAGCUGAGAUUUGGGCUGAAAAAGCUAAAGAGAGAGUUCCCACCAACUCAUUCAUUGCUGAUACACUGGGACAAGUUCAUAAGAACCAUUUGUAUAAACAAGUCAAUGGCAAAUCAGGUGAAAAAUCAGGGACCAGAGAUAUUUUGUUUUGGGCAGAGAAAGCCAUCAAGGCUUUCAAACAAGAGGAGGAGUUAGCUGAAAGGGAAUCAGUGAAUCACAUGGAGGGUGACAGUCCAACGAAAAUGUAUCACACCUUCAACAACAGGGGAAUCUUUGGUUAUCUACAGGUUGCUAACAUUGUUUAUAAUUCCCUCACAAAUCUCAACCCAAAAUGGAGGAAAAUCCUUACCCAGGAAAUAUCAGCUGAACAUCUCUCGAUACUGUCUGAGGACAGAAAGCUCAUGAAGUACCAGACUUUCAUCACCAGCCUCAGAGUUGCGGUUGAAAGGAAAUUUUACAAUUUUUUUGAGAGUUACCUCACUUACUCUGAGCCCAGGAACUGGAAGGAUCAGACACCAUACUUUCAGCGAGACAUUGUUGAUUGUUUUUGCAAGUAUACAAGUGCCCCCAGUCCAAAAGUGGAACUACCAUUAAAGACACUCAAAGAAAAAAUGGCCUCUACCUUUCCUGGCCUCUCCACCCUCAAUCGAAAUGCCAACUUGAGUAAAAUCACAGAGCUGUGGAAAAUAAUCAAUAAAGAAAACCCUGACGAUGUUAACACUGCCUGUAAUUACAUCCUGGCCAACAUCCUCCAGACCAAUGGGCCAGUGGCAUCUCCAGAACCCGCAACUCUACCACAACUUAGAGCCAUUCUUCAGAAGUUCAUGGAGAAAGAAAAUACCAAACUUUGGACUCCAGAGUUUUACCUCCUUGUCCUUCUACUGUUUUGGCCCGAGGAGGCAAGAGAGGGCGAUGUCACCAAUGACAUUGAUCUUAACAAGUAUGUUGAGUGCAUGAAACAGGCCUUUGACAACAAAUACAAGAAGUACCUACAAUCUAGGGAACUUGUGCCCUUGUUUUACCUGGGUAAAGGUGCUGGGUUGAAAAGACUUGUUCACAAAUCAAGCAUAGACGACAUCUGUGUGGAUCUGAAAAAAAGGAAAUCAAGGACUCUCAAUAAAACAAGAGGCAGUGCAGAGAUCAGGGACACUUGCAUUCAGGAUCACCUUCUUCGUGUCAAUGGAGUGGUCAGAGUGCAUAAAGCAUUUGCCCGUAUGGCAGAUAAAGAGAUCGAGAUUUGUCCCCAGAAACAGGCCAGUGUGUGGAAGGAUGGCAACAUCUCGUUUUACCUUGGCUUCAAUAUCAGUGGCCCUCAAGCUUUUGACAUAAAGUACACAAUGCCCACAGUGGGAUCUGGAGGAAAUGUUCAGAAACAAAGGGAUGAUGCCAUUGGAUCAGAGGGAACCAGAAUGGAAGAAUCAAAAACAUUCAAUCGAGGGAUUCCAAAGGGCUUUAAGACUUCUAGCCACAUUCAUACCCCAACUCUUUGGACAGAACCUGAAUUGAAAAACAUCCAUCCACAAUUGACAAAAACCCAUUACAGGCUCCAGUGCCCCCAUGCAGGCCUGUUCCAGUGCAGGUUGACAGGGCUGGUGUUUCUGAUGGAGGGGGAGGGGGAGGUGCUUUACAGGACUGUCCAAUGGGACGACAGUCUCCUGCACUCCACAGGCCGGACACCUGCCGGACCUCUGUUCAGCAUUGAGUGUCCUCGGGGAUCUGUUCGUCAGUUACACCUCCCACACUGUGAGAUUUCCUCUGGGAAAGGCUUUGAUUCCUUAUCUGUGGCCCAUGUUACUGGUGACAGUGUGGAAGUUUUGCAGCCAGCCAGGGUGACUGACUCACAUGCGGUGGUGGACAUCACAGACCUUUCCUUUUGGGGCCUGCUAUCCUACAUAUUCUCAUCCUCAGUGGAAGGCCAAGUGUUGCUGUUCCACAAACCACAACUCCGCAAGUCAACUCUGAACGUACAUUUACUUCCCGUGAACGUGCCUGUCACUGAGGUGGAGAAGCUACAGCGGGCCUGCAGAUACAUUCAGAUCGCCUCCAACUGCCCGCUCACCUGUGGGGAAACAUACAAACUCUGCUGUGAUUCUGCCAUGAAAAACAAGAUACAACCAUUGAAGGAAACGUUUCACCGUGACUACGGCCCCAACCACCACCCCACCUUCCAGGUGUUCCUGGAGGCUGGUACAGAGGAUGUGGAGCUUAGGCUUCUGAAGAGAGGGGAUGAGGAGGUAUGGAUACGCCAAGUGCCACUAACCGAUACCCCCCCGGAUACUGCAUUGAUUGGUGGGCAGGAGGUAAAUGCUAUGGAGCAGCUGAGGUCUGUGAGGCAGAAGUUUGCGGAAACGGUAUCAGAGCCUAUAACUAAAUGUCUCCUGGACGGGCUCCUGCAGAAGAAUGUGAUCAAUGAUUAUGAAAUGGAGUCAGUAAACGUAAACGCUGAGAGGGCAGACAAGGCACGCGCCAUCAUCAAAAUGGUGCUUAAAAAAGGACCUUCGGCAUGUUUGACAAUGAAAACACUUCUGUGUGAAUUAGACCAAUUCUUAUGCUCAGACCUGGGUUUGAGCUAGAACACUGUUGGAGAAUGAGACAACUUGUUGAGUAUACUCAUCUCCCGGCAUGAGUCUCUUGGCAAACAGUUACAGAUGUAAGAUCUUAAUUUGACCACCUCUGUUGCAGAACUGUCCUUUAAAACUUGAAGUGUAUUUUAUGUUUAAAAAGGUAAUUUGAAAUUUGUAAUUUCCAAAUUUCAGACUUGAUUUUACCUUAUGUAUUAACCUCUACAAAAUGUACUUUAAAUGUCCAUUAAUAUAAUAUAUUAAUAUGUAUAUUAAUAUAAAAUGAUAUUUCACAUUUCUUGUUGCUGCGGGAUUAUUUUCCUGCUGUUGGAGACUGGCUCAAAUUAAAAGAGGUUAAGGAUCUGUCCCUUUUAUUCCAAUUUUCGCUUUAAAUGACAUACCCAAAUCUAAUUGAGGGUAGCUCAGGUCCUGAAGCUAAGAUAUGCAUUAUCUUGGUACCAUUUGAAAGGAAACACUUUGAGGUUUGCGGAAAUGUGAAAGGAAUGUAGGAGAAUAUAACACAUUAGAUCUGGUAAAAGAUAAUACAAGAAAAAACCAACAGCUUUUUUGUAUUUGUUUUUGUACCAUCAUCUGUGAAAUGCAAGAGAAAGGCCAUAAUGUACUAUUCUAGCCCAGUUGCAAUUUAGAUUAUGGCCACUAGAUGGCAUCAGUGUGUGAAUUUUUUUAGACUGGUCCAAUGAACCAUUGCAUUUCUGUUCCAAAUGUUGUAUCAAGACUGCCCAAAUGUGCCUAAUUUGUUUAUUAAUAAU
Messenger RNA from Oncorhynchus tshawytscha (Chinook salmon), 5453 nucleotides. Its product is annotated as sterile alpha motif domain-containing protein 9. The record is from RefSeq and is a predicted model, not a curated record. The transcript has 9 exons. NCBI's taxonomy places the organism in Eukaryota, Metazoa, Chordata, Actinopteri, Salmoniformes, Salmonidae. Gene Ontology annotation, biological process: regulation of apoptotic process. The coding region runs from base 637 to 4695 and encodes 1352 amino acids. Gene Ontology annotation, cellular component: cytoplasm.